This is a messenger RNA of Malaya genurostris, 1534 nucleotides long. RefSeq names its product E3 SUMO-protein ligase ZBED1-like. The record is from RefSeq and is a predicted model, not a curated record. NCBI's taxonomy places the organism in Eukaryota, Metazoa, Arthropoda, Insecta, Diptera, Culicidae. Gene Ontology annotation, molecular function: protein dimerization activity. The transcript is spliced from 3 exons. The coding region runs from base 41 to 1342 and encodes 433 amino acids.
GUCCGGAACAGCGACGAAUAUUGCUCAUAUACUUCAUUCAAUGUGUGAAGAUUGGGAUAUUGACUGUAAUAAAAUUACUUGUGUAGUCACAGAUCAUGGGGCGAAUAUGGUUGCUGCCGUUAAAGCAGAGUUUGGAGAAAGCAAACACUUACCGUGUUUUGCACAUACAAUUAAUUUAAUCGCUACUAAAUCGGUACCACUGUAUAAAGAAGGGUAUGGAGCUAGAGUGGAACCAGUAAUUGAAGAGGAGGAGGAAAUUCUACUUGAAGAACAAGAAGAAACUCAUUUUUUGGAACUCGAUGCCCAGGCAGAAAUUUCAGCGGAAUUGUCUAUGAUACGGAUUAUCAAAAAAAUGAAAACAGUAAUAAAAUUUUUCAAAGCAAGCGAAGUUGCAUCGAGGUUGCUUCGUGAAUAUCAAAUGCAAGAUGGAACCAAAGAAGGUUGCUGUCUCGCAUUAAUCUUAGACGUCAGAACAAGAUGGAAUUCCAUCACUUUGAUGAUCGAACGCUUUCUCUUGAUGACCAGAUUCAUUUCUCAAGUGCUACUUGCAAUGCCGAAGGGGCCGACAAUGCUAUCAGGAGGCGAAAUUUUGAUUCUUCGAGAAGUUUGCAGCGUACUCAAACCCCUCAUGAGUGUCAUGAUGGAAAUGUCUGGCGAACAAUAUGUAACAUGUAGUAAAGUCAUUCCGAUUGUUCGAAUGCUGAAGCUGAGCUACACAUCUUUGAAUCCCGAAUGUAUGGAAGCAGUCUCACUAAAAGCGAACAUACUUUUUUAUUUGGACAAAUAUUUUAAGAAUGUCGAAAAAAUGAAGUUAUUGGCGAUGUCAACCUUCUUGGAUCCUCGCUUCAAGAAAUUGCAUUUUGAAAGUGCAUUGGCAGCUUCUAAUGCUGUUUCAUGGACAAGCGAUAUCGUCAAGGAACAAAUUAGAAGAGUUAGCCAAGAGAAAUCUGCAGAAGAACAAACUUACCCGGUUACUUCAGCUGGCACGACCGGCACCGAUAUUUGGUCAUUCCAUGACAGUUUAGUAGCAGACAAUAUGAAAAAAUAUGUUCCAGAAAAUACAGGAGGGCUCCCAACGGAGGUGAAAAUGUAUCUGAAUACACCAGAAUCGCCACGACUGCAAAAUCCGUUUGAAGUAUGGGAAGGCAUAAAGGAGCAGCAUCCUGAAAUGUACAAAGUGGCCACAAAAUACUUGUCUCUUUCUGCUACAUCAGUGCCCUCUGAGCGUCUAUUCUCAAGGGCAGGGCAGUUGGUAACGCGCUUGAGAAACCGCUUGUCUGGCCCGCACAUCGACAUGUUACUUUUUUUGCAAUCGGUGGACGAGAAUGUAUGGUUUUCCUAGACGAAUAUAUAUUCACCCCUAUUCUGUAUUUCGAUCGAAUCGGAUUUUGUCGAACGAAUGUAAAAAUUUGCAUUCUCUAAUUCGAUCGAGUGAUGCUUUUGUAUGGAAAACUCGAACUUGAUCGAGCUACAGAAUGCCAAAUUUCGUAUUCGAUCGAAACAAUCUGGUUCGAACGAAAUACAGAAUCGGGGU